UCCCCCUCUCCCUCCCUCUCUCUCUGCGGCGGCCGCUCAUCACACAGUCAGGACCACAGGACCGAGCCGAGCCGGGACAUCUAUCGAAUAAAGGCACCAUGACAGAAACGAGUAAAACCCACGUCAUCCUGUUGUCCUGCGGGAGCUUCAACCCCAUCACUAAAGGACACGUCCAUAUGUUCGAAAAAGCCCGAGAGUAUCUGCACAAAACAGGACGCUUCAUCGUGAUCGGAGGCAUCAUCUCACCAGUGCACGACUCCUACGUGAAACCUGGCCUGGUGUCCAGCAAACAUCGUCUCACCAUGUGUCAGCUGGCGGUUCAGUCGUCUGACUGGAUCAGGGUGGACCCCUGGGAGUGUUACCAGGACACCUGGCAGACCACCUGCAGCGUGCUGGAGCAUCACCGUGACCUCAUGAAGAGAGUCACCGGCUGUAUUCUGUCCAACGUCAACACACCAUCCACCACUCCUGUGAUUGGUCAGCCACAGAACCAGACUCCGCCCAUCUACCAGAACCACAACAGUAUGAAUCACAAACCCAAUGCCAGUGAGUUGUCAAUCAUUCAUGGUCCCGCCCACAAGAUCUCUGACUUCAGUUCACACAAAAAUUUUUAUUUUUCUAUAGAAAUUAAUUGAAAGUUACUUUACUGUCGUUUGAUUGGACGAUUCUUCUUCUCACAUUUAAUGAUGAGCAAACAGCUCUUUGGUGCAAUACUGCCACCUUGUGGUGUGAGGCUCCAGGUUCAUUGUUCACUAUUUAUAAGUGAUGAAGAUGAUGAUGGUGAUGAUGAUGAUGGUGAUGAUGAUGGUGAUGAUGAUGGUGAAGGUGAUGGU
This is a messenger RNA of Paralichthys olivaceus (Japanese flounder), 833 nucleotides long. NCBI's taxonomy places the organism in Eukaryota, Metazoa, Chordata, Actinopteri, Pleuronectiformes, Paralichthyidae. The record is from RefSeq and is a predicted model, not a curated record.